Messenger RNA from Closterium sp. NIES-65, 1851 nucleotides. The record is from the annotation of a GenBank genome assembly. Lineage: Eukaryota; Viridiplantae; Streptophyta; Zygnematophyceae; Desmidiales; Closteriaceae.
AUGUCGCAUCAGACCGACCAAGAGGGUGGGGCCAGAUCUAGGGCUACCAAAAAGGCCGCCGCGCAAGCCGAUCAAACGAAACGUGCGGCGGGGAAAAAGGCUGAGGUGGGAAAGCAGAAGCCCGGGAAGAAGGCGGAGGACAAGGGGAAGCAACCAACGGCACGCAAGCGUGUUUCGGCCGUCAGGAGCGAUGCGGAUGUUGCCACUGCUGCCCUCGAGCCCGGUCAUUCUGACGACGGCACCAUCGGCGGGAACGAAGACCCUGGGCGUGGCGGCGUGAGUGUUGCCGUCCGGUCGGGGGACAGAGAGGGCUUUGCGACUGGAGGAAAGCACGGCGACUCUCCCCGCCAAGAUCAGGCCGCAACUUUGCCGUCCGUGGCAGAGGCAAAGCAGCAGCAUCUGACGCUGCCCCCCCCGCCCGUGGUCGAAAUAUCUGCUGCAGUGAUAGAUAAGGAGAAGGAUGCUGCGCACGAUUGCACGGAGGGGCCGAAACACGACAUUGCCGACGUAGGAGGCAGACGACAGCCAGCAGUGACGACGCCGGUGGUGCUGAAGUUGGGACAAUGCGAGGCACCACGGCGCCAAGUGGCUUGGCGACAGAUCAUGCAAUGCGGCAUAAGGUGGGAUCCGGUCCGAGGAAACCAUCUAGCGGACGGAGGGGGAAGCAAUCUUCGGGGGGGAGGUGAAGCGGAUGUUGAGGACGAGGGGGAUGGGGAGGAGGAGGCCGAGGAGGAUGCGGAGGAGGAGGACGAGGAUGCAGGGGAGGGAGAAAAGGACGAGGAUGAGCAGGAGGGCGACGAUGAUGAGGAGGAGGAGGAGGAGGAGGAGGAUGAGGAUGAGGACGAUGAGGAGGACGAUGAGGGGAACGACGAGGAUGAGGAGCAGGAGGAGGAGGAGGAGGAUGAGGAGGAGGAGGAGGAGGAGGAGGAGGAGGAGGAGGAGCAGGAGGAGGAGGAGGAGGAGGAAGAGGAGGAGGAGGAUGAUGAGGAGGAGGAUGAGGAGGAGGAGGACGACGAGGAGAAAGAGGAGGUGGAGGAAGGGGCGGAUGAGGAGGAGGAGGAGGAGGAGCCGGCAGGGAAAGGACGGGGCGCGCGAGGCGGGCGGGGGAGUGGCACAGGGAAGGUGGGGGGCCGGUCUGGACAAUCCCGGAAACGCGGGGCGGGUGACGCAAUGCGUGGCGGACCAGCGGGCAAAUCGAAGGCGCGUAAGGUGAAGGUUGAACUUGACCGGGGUGGAAGGAAGCAAGUGAGACAGGGAGCUAAAGGCGAUGGAGACGGAAAGGGACCGCGCGCGAAAGGGGUACCUGUGGGUUCGGCAAAGAAAGAACCUGCCCGUAAACGAGGCAGCACCCGCCAAAGCACACCACGGAAAUGGGGCAAUGAUAAGGAGCAGGCAGCAAAACCGAAGGGACCGCAACGUUGGAAGGAGAAGGUUGACGAAUCGGCUAAACCGGGCAUUGGGCCACCGGUAACCGUGCAACGGAUGCAGCUAGUGAAAGGGGCCGGAAGAGCGAGUGUGGCACCGCUAUCCACAGGAGGACCAAGGGCGGUCUCCCCCCUCGCCGGUCCAUCGCGUGUGCAUCAACCAAGCACCAUUGCCAAUCCCUUCCCUGAGCUUCCCUUUUCCCGCCAGCGUGAUAGUGUGAGGGCACACGGUGCUGCUGCAGAAGACGUUGAUCCCCUUGGCCAGAGAGGGGUUUCUACACACCCUUUUCCGGAUGUCAUGGAUGCGCUGGCUGAAGGUGCAGAGCACGGGCAGUUUGUUACACGAGACGAGUUCCAGCAGCUACGGUCUGAGAUGUACGCCAUGUUUGUGUUGUUCAGGAUCCGUCACUUUGAGAGCUUACGAUGA